Molecule: messenger RNA, 580 nt
Organism: Suillus plorans
Lineage: Eukaryota; Fungi; Basidiomycota; Agaricomycetes; Boletales; Suillaceae
Exons: 9
Coding region: 1-555 (184 amino acids)
Biological process (GO): transmembrane transport
Molecular function (GO): transmembrane transporter activity
Source: RefSeq, a predicted model, not a curated record
AUGUCCGGCGUGCUCUACGUCCAGAUCGGAUCUGUGUCCGGAGUUUCCAAGCACAUAUAUCACUUCAACGUCGGGCAGAGUGGAUUAGUGUUCAUUAUCGUCGUUGUGGGAAGUAUCCUGGGACUCCUUGCCAAUUUCUACCAGGAUGUGCUGUACUGGAAAUGCGUGUCUCAGAGGGGCCCUGAAGCAAGGCUAUACAUCGCUUCGGACUCUUGCAUCUUCUGGAUGUGGCCUGUUGUCGGUUUAUCGGUGGUUUUCAUUUAUCUGGCAGACUGCUAUGGUCCAAUGGCAUCUUCUGCUUUGGCGGACCAGGGUCUAGCUCGUAAUAUGGGUAGCUUUGGAUUCCCCUUCUUCUCCCACAUAAUGUUCAAGAAGCUGACAUACAAAUGGCCCAACACUAUCUUUGGUGGUGUUGCUGUCCUGCUGAUUCCAGUCCCUUUCAUUCUUUUCUUGUAUGGACCCUCACUUCAAAAACAGAGCACAAUAUACAGCCAGCUAAUGCAAGAUGAAGAAAAACCAGAACAGUUUGAAUUUCCUAAAUCCCAGCUAGACUAGGCUCGGGUUGAUCCGUGUAUGAGCU